Lontra canadensis (Northern American river otter) is the source of this 1137-nucleotide messenger RNA. RefSeq names its product chromosome unknown C1orf131 homolog (gene FSAF1). Lineage: Eukaryota; Metazoa; Chordata; Mammalia; Carnivora; Mustelidae. The transcript is spliced from 7 exons. The record is from RefSeq and is a predicted model, not a curated record. Bases 114 to 977 code for a protein of 287 amino acids.
GAAGCCGCGCCGGGACCUGCGACGCGCGCGCGCAGCGCGUCGGAACUCGGAAGUGUGGGUGCCCCGCGGGCUGUGGGCCGCACCGCGGCGGCGCCCCCCACCCCCCGCCCCCGAUGGCUCAGGAGCAGGGGUUGGGGGCCCGCGCGCUUCCCGGCUCGCAGAAGCUGCUGGACGCCCUGCUCCGGAACCUCUACGAUUUGGAGGAGACAGAAGGUGAAGCAGAACAGAAAAGGAUCAGGAAGAGAGGAGAAAACAAGAAGAGAGGUGCCGAGACACCCGUGGUCGCGGCAGCAGAGCCAGCUCCCCUACCUGGUUCCCUUGGAAGAGGUCAAAGGAAGAGUGCCUCCAGCUUCUUCAAGGAACUCCAAGAGCUGCGGCGUGCCCCUGCUGUGACCCCCACUGGUUCCCCUUCAGGACCGGAAGCCCCUAGUGCUGCUGUAUCUCCCCCAACCCUGAAGAACCCCAGAGAGCCAGUAGAAGUGAUAGAAUUUCACAGCAGAAAUAAGAAAAGAAAAGAGAAGCUGGAUCGAGAUGAAAACACACAGACCAAAACUAGUAUCCAUGAGAAAGGUUUGGAGAAACAAGAAUUUAACUUAGAGAAGGCUCGCUUGGAAGUGCACCGGUUUGGGAUCACGGGUUAUGGAAAAGGGAAGGAACGACUCCUGGAGCGGGAACGUGCCAUCAUGCUGGGUGCUCAGCCUCCCAAAAACAGUUACGUGAAUUACAAGGUGUUGCAGGAGCAAAUCAAAGAAAAGAAGGCAGCCAAGGAAGAAGAAAAGAGAAUGGCCCAGGACACAGAUAUCUUCAAGAAAAAGAAGAGGAGAGGGCAGGAAGACAGGAAAUCCAAAAAGAAGAAAUCAGCUCCCAGUAUUUUGUCCAGCGGACGGAUUGGGCAGAUUGGAAAAUUCAAAAAUGGGACGCUGAUUCUGAGUCAGGUUGAUAUCAAGAAAAUAAAUUCCUCCCGAGUGGCGAAGUGAAGUCCUUUAUAAAAUAAGGAGAGGAACAGCAAAGUGCUGCUGCACUGAAACUGGACCCCAUAAGACUUCCAGAUUCUUCUUAUUUAUUUUCUAUUUCAUAGGCCGCUUUUCUGUUUUUAGGGAAAAAAUUUCAGGAAUAAUAAAAUGUGUAGUUCCUAAA